Messenger RNA from Silurus meridionalis, 1887 nucleotides. Its product is annotated as homeobox protein SIX4-like. The transcript has 2 exons. The coding region runs from base 255 to 1019 and encodes 254 amino acids. The record is from RefSeq and is a predicted model, not a curated record. Lineage: Eukaryota; Metazoa; Chordata; Actinopteri; Siluriformes; Siluridae. Gene Ontology annotation, molecular function: DNA-binding transcription factor activity, RNA polymerase II-specific; RNA polymerase II cis-regulatory region sequence-specific DNA binding. Gene Ontology annotation, cellular component: transcription regulator complex; nucleus. Gene Ontology annotation, biological process: regulation of transcription by RNA polymerase II.
CCUCACCAGUGAGGUGUCUCUCCAGAGGAAACACCUGGCGCACCUGAGUGACAGGUUACAUUUAUUUGGCUCCUCCCCCUCCCCUGUUUCAGCCAGUCCAGUCUUUGGGAAUGGAACACGAACACUCCCUCCUCCCAGCCUGGCCCUGAUAGGAUUCCUCGGAGAAGUAAAAGUUGGCAAAAGGACACCUGACACCCGGUAACCGGAUCCCGAGGCGGAAGAGUGGAUGAAUGGAGUGAACAAAUAAUCCAGGCAUGUCUUCCUUUGGCUGGAAUGUGAAUCAGACGCCGGAGGUCCGCGAGCCGCCCUGGGACGCGAAGGAAGACGACGAGGACGCGGAGUAUUUUGCGCGCACACCGGCCGCCGCCGGCACCACUGAUUUCUCUCCUUCAUCCUCAUCAACAACCUCAUCAGUAUCAUCAUCAUCAUCAUCAUCGCUCUUCUCCUCCUUCUCUUCCUCCUCGUCUCCGCUGUGCUUCUCCGCCGAGCAGGUGGAGUGUGUGUGUGAGGCGCUGCAGCAAGCGGGACGGGUGGACCGUCUUGCCCGGUUCCUGUGCGCUCUAGGUGGCGGCGGCGGCGGCGGUGGUGGUGAGAGUGUUCUCCGCGCGCGCGCGCUCGUCGCCUUCCACCAGGCGCGCUACAGCGAGCUGUACGGGAUCUUGCAGGGCCACAGCUUCAGUCCCGCGUGCCACGCCGCGCUGCAGGAGCUCUGGUACAAGGCGCACUACACGGAGGCGGAGAAGGCACGCGGACGCCCGCUCGGCGCUGUGGACAAGUACCGCGUGCGCCGGAAGUUCCCGCUCCCGCGCACCAUCUGGGACGGAGAGGAGACCGUGUACUGCUUCAAGGCGCGCUCGCGGAACGCGCUCCGGGACGCGUACGCGCGCAACCGAUACCCGUCUCCGGCGGACAAGAAGAACCUGUCCAAAAUAACGGGACUGUCCCUCACUCAGGUCAGCAACUGGUUCAAAAACCGGCGGCAGAGAGACCGGAACCCGUCCAAAAGUGAUCCAGGAUGAUGAGCUGUAAGGAGGGUUUGUUCACCCCUCGUGCCAGUUCCUGCAAGAUCAGGACUUGGAUGGGACAGAGAACAUUUACGAACUUCUGUACAACACACAGAAACACACCUCCACCACCACCACCACCACCACACAUUAGACAUGACUAGCCAUUUAUCUGCACACUGGCCAGCCCUGACUUGUCUGUAUGAGCAGGUGUAAAAUGUUCUUCCACUUGACAAGAUCUAGAGCUUAAUCUAAACUCAAUCAGUCCUAAAUUAUUAACUCAUAAAUGUGUUGGUAUUAUUCCAAAAAUAUUCUCUGAGUUUCUAGACUCUUUGAAAAGUGAGAAGGAUAUGUUGCAGACAGGUUGGGCAUGCUGUGAUAGUACGAAUCGGGGUAGAGUGUGUCGCAGCCCUCCAUAGCUUAACAGCAACCCCCUCAUGUUUCAUGUAAAUUUGUGUUGAAAAAUGGAACUUCAGAACAUCAUAAUCAGGAGUCAUAUGGGCAGAUCUGAUUUGUUUGCUUUGCUGUUAUAGGAAUGUAGUUCCGGAAAGUGCUGUAUUACUCCACUUCAGCACAGUGUGCAUCAUUGUGUGCCAGUUAAGUAAAUGCAAUAGACUGUGAAGAUGACAAGUAGCGCAGACCCUCCUGUGUAUAAUAGUGUCGACUUUCUGAUACACACUCAUCUGCGAGAUUGUCACUUAACGGGAAAAUGGCAACUUGGCCCUGAGAAGCAAGAUAUAAAAAGUUUUUAAAACAAAGGACGAUGGUUAUUUGUUCAAUAGGACAAUCUCCAAGUAGUAGACAAAAAGACUUUCUGGUUCUCUGAGUUCUCAAAGGCUCUCUGGUUGUGCUAAACAGAAUAAAGUUUUGUAUUUAUCAUGUU